Messenger RNA from Nelumbo nucifera (sacred lotus), 2225 nucleotides. RefSeq lists its product as uncharacterized. Gene Ontology annotation, molecular function: hydrolase activity, hydrolyzing O-glycosyl compounds. Gene Ontology annotation, biological process: carbohydrate metabolic process. The record is from RefSeq and is a predicted model, not a curated record. NCBI's taxonomy places the organism in Eukaryota, Viridiplantae, Streptophyta, Magnoliopsida, Proteales, Nelumbonaceae.
AGCUCCCAUUUAUUUUUUUUCCCACUUUGUUAGGUUCCAGAAUCUAGAGAAAUUAAGGGAAGAAAAACAACGAUUACAGCUCUCAAAUCUUUAGGAGACGCCUCGCAUUGAUUUUAGACACGCGGAAUCGUUGGUUGGAAGUCAUCAUUCCCCAAUCCCAGAUCCAACCGAAACCAAUAAUACUAAACCGAGGUUACCAUUAACCAGCAAGCCGACCGCUCCUCUUUCUCUGCUCUCUGUGGCCUUCUUGUACAGCCAUCUCUGUAUAUAUGAAAUCGGAAAAAUAAAAAGAAGAUUGGAAGGUUCUUCGGUACUUCAUCGGAGGUGAGGUGGGUGUCCGAGGAAGGCAAGAGUAGGUAAGAUGAAGGAAGAAUUGCUUGGGUUUUGGACUCAGACAUGAGGUCUGGAAAUUUCACCCCACUCAUGACCAGGGUCUUGUCAGGUCGUAAUUUCUUAACUGCAGCAUUAUCUUGGACGUAGAAAAAAGGGGAGAAAAAUGAGGAUGAGGAACAAACAAAGAAAACCAACCACUUUACAUUGCAAUGCAGGAAGCAGAUGCACAUUAUCUGCUGUCGUGUGGAGUCUCGUGGGAUGCAUUCUUAUACUUCAUUUAUACUCCCUUGUUCAUCAAAGUGACGGUAAUGAACGAGAUAUCCAGGAGCGGUUGAAUCACCUCCAACUGAGCCGAGAACUUGAAGAGGUGGAAGAAGACAAUGAUUUCCAGAUUCCGCCGCCAAGGGGCAAACGAUCCCCACGUGCUGUAAAACGGAGGCCGAAGAGGGCCACAAGUCUAAUUGAAGAAUUUCUCGAUGAAUCUUCUCAAUUCAAGCACUUGUUUUUCCCUGAUAAGAGAACUGCUAUGGACCCAAGGAAGGAAGUAGAGGAUGACAACCACUAUUUCUACCCAGGGAGGAUAUGGCUGGACACAGAUGGAAAUCCAAUUCAAGCCCAUGGAGGAGGGAUUUUAUAUGUUGAGAAAUCUGGGACCUACUAUUGGUAUGGUGAAAACAAGGAUGGCCCCACUUACCAUGCUCACAAAAAAGGAGCUGCCCGGGUUGAUAUAAUUGGAGUAAGUUGCUACUCUUCCAAGGACCUAUGGACAUGGAAAUAUGAGGGUAUUGUGCUGGCAGGAGAAGAACAAAAUGAGACACACGACCUUCAUAAAUCCAAUGUUCUUGAGAGGCCAAAGGUGAUAUACAAUGAAAAGACAGGAAAGUAUGUAAUGUGGAUGCAUAUUGAUGAUGUCAACUACACCAAAGCAUCCGUGGGUGUAGCUGUUAGCAAUUCUCCMAUAGGCCCUUUUGAGUACCUUUACAGCAUGCAGCCCCAUGGUUUUGAUAGCAGGGACAUGACGAUCUUCAAAGAUGAUGAUGGUGUGGCUUACCUUGUCUACUCCUCAGAGGAUAACAGUGAACUUCACAUUGGGCCCCUCACUGAUGAUUAUUUUGAUGUCACCCAUAUAAUGAGAAGGAUUCUGGUGGGAAAACAUAGAGAAGCCCCUGCCAUAUUCAAGUAUGAUGGAACUUACUACAUGGUAACAUCAGGUUGUACAGGUUGGGCCCCAAACAGGGCACUUGCCCAUGCAGCAGAGUCGAUCAUGGGCCCCUGGGAAACCAUGGGGAAUCCCUGUGUAGGUGGGAAUGAGGUCUUAAGGCAGACAACAUUCUUUGCACAGAGCACUUUUGUGUUGCCACUACCGGGGCUUCCCGGUUCAUUUAUUUUCAUGGCUGACCGGUGGAGCUCUGCUGAUUUGAGGGAGUCAAGGUAUGUUUGGUUGCCUUUGGCUGUGGGUGGAGCAGCUGACCAGCCACUAGAGUACAAUUUUGGGUUUCCAUUGUGGUCAAGAGUAUCAAUUUACUGGCACAGGAAAUGGAAACUUCCAGACCACUGGAAGGGCAUUUGAAAUCGAUUUUUUUUCUCUUUCUUUGUUCUUUACUUUUCUUAAUGGUGUUGUAUCAUAUGUUAGGUCUCUGAUUAUUCUUUCCCUGCUUCCUGAUGUUAUAUUUGUCUGUAAUCUAUGCGUCUUUCAGAUCACAAUCCAUUAACUGUUGUCCAUGUAGGUCUUAGAUAUGGGAUCUCUCGUUAAGGUUGUUUUUAUUCUUUCACUUGGGGGGGGGGGGUAUUUGACGAGAGUUCACCCAUCUCUUUAGAUUCCUCCAAUUGAAACAAUACGAUUAUUGAAAGUUUGAAACUAUACAGUAAGGGUUUGACCCGUUUUGUGAUAA